Molecule: messenger RNA, 2451 nt
Organism: Gossypium raimondii (Peruvian cotton)
Lineage: Eukaryota; Viridiplantae; Streptophyta; Magnoliopsida; Malvales; Malvaceae
Product: protein SIEVE ELEMENT OCCLUSION B
Exons: 7
Coding region: 41-2164 (707 amino acids)
Biological process (GO): phloem development
Source: RefSeq, a predicted model, not a curated record
CAUCAAACAUCAAAUAUAGUAAGACUUUCAUUUUUCAACAAUGGCUACCCCUAUCUCACUCUCAAUCUCAUCACUAGCUUCUAAAUCCCAGCAAAUGGUGAGGAAUGAGCGUCGGAUGUUGGCCGCAUCCGACGAUGGUGCAAUGAUGAAGCAAAUUCAGUCGACUCAUGCCCCUGAUGGUCGUGUUGUUGAUGUUAAACCAAUUCUCCAAGUCAUUGACAAUGUGUUGCGUAAUAUCAUUCCCAACAUUGAUCAUGCUAUGAAUGGUGGAACGGGACAUAUCGAUGCUCUCGAUGAUCGGACCAACUCGUCUGCCGUUGAUGGUGCACUUGAUGCAUUGGCUUAUAUCGUACACAAAAUCUGCUGCGAGGUAUCAUGCAAGUGUUCAGGAGGAGGGGAUGCUCAUGCAACAACAAUGGGGAUUCUCAACAUGCUUUCAAGCUAUUCAUGGGAUGCAAAAGUGGUGCUAACAUUAGCUGCUUUCGCGGUGAAUUUUGGGGAAUUUUGGCUGAUCGUUCAGCUUUGCACUUCCAACUCGUUGGCCAAAUCCGUGGCUCUCCUCAAGCAGUUACCCGAUAUUUUAGAGCAUUCCCAAACAUUGAAACCCCACUUUGAUGCACUUAACAAGCUCAUCAAUGCAAUGAUUGAUGUAACCAAAUGCAUUGUUGAGUUCACUGAGCUACCUUCUGAGUUUAUUUCGAUCGAUGUACCACCAUUGUCGACCGCCAUGGCUCAUAUCCCCACUGCUACCUACUGGAUCAUUUGGAGUGUCGUCGCUUGCGCUGCACAGAUUACGGGUCUUGUAGGAAUGAGACAUGAGUUCAUUACAUCAACUUCGGAGGCAUGGGAACUGUCAAGCUUGGCACAUAAAGUUAGUAGCAUACAUGAACACCUUCAAAGUCUAUUACGUCUUUGUUAUCAACGCAUUGAUGAGAAGAAGCUAUUGGAAGCUUUUGAAGACUUCAAGCGUACUAUUGAAACACCUCAAAUGGACAACUUGAGGAUUCUCCUAAAAAUCUUCCGCAAGGAAGAGACUUAUUAUCUCUUGAAUCCAGACAAUACCAAGCAGGUUCUUAUCGAUGUCUUGAGAAGAAAGCAUGUUUUAUUGCUCAUUUCAGAUCUUGACAUCUCCCAUGAGGAGAUUCGAGUUCUUGAGGCUCUUUACAAAGGUGAAAGGGUAUCAUCUGAGCUUAACUAUGAGAUCCUAUGGCUCCCAAUCGUGGAGAGAUCAACUUGGAACGAUGAUUAUGAACAAAAGUUUUUGAGCUUGAAAUCAAUUAUGUCAUGGUAUACAGUGAACCAUCCUUUCGCCAUUGAACCAGCAGUGAUUAAAUACAUAAUGGAAGUAUGGGGUUUCGUUAAGAAACCAAUUGCGGUGACACUGGAUCCACAAGGAAAGGUUUUAUGCCCAAAUGCACUCAACAUGAUGUGGAUAUGGGGAAAUUCAGCUUUCCCAUUUAGCAGUGAAAAAGAAGAAAGUUUUUGGAAAGCUGAAGCUUGGACCCUUGAGCUUCUCGUUGAUCGCCUUGAGCCAAACUUAUCUACUUGGGUGAGCCAACAGAAAGUGGUAUGUUUCUAUGGUGGUGUCCAAAUGGAAUGGAUCGAAAGUUUCGCUACCGCAACAAAAGGGGUUGCGAAGGCUCUCGACAUUGGCAUAGAAAUGGUUUAUGUUGGCAAAAACAAUGCAAGGGAACGAGUGAAAAAGAUUACUGGUCUAAUCAAAGAGAAGAAACUUAGCCACGCUUGGGAAGAUGGCAAUGUGUGGUUCUUUUGGAACCGAUUAGAGAGCAUGUUGUACUCGAAAACCCAGCAUGGGAAAGCCAUUGAAAACGAUGUUAUAAAGCAAGAAGUGAUGACCUUGCUUGCAUAUGACGGUAGUGAAAAUGGAUGGGCAGUGUUCUUCACUGGUUCAGAUGAAAUGGUGAGAGCCAAUGGAGAUAAAGUGCUUAGCAGCAUGAAGAGCUUUGAGGAAUGGGAAAAACUUGCGAAGCAAAUGGGGUUUAUCCCAGCACUUCGUAAACAUUUGGAAGGGAUUACCGAUGAACAUCACUGCACUCGCCUUAUCCUACCGGGAAACAGUGGCGGGAUUCCGGAGAGAGUGCAGUGUGCUGAGUGUGGACGUCCGAUGGAGAUGUAUUUUAUGUAUCGCUGCUGUGUUGAGUGAGAUAAACAAAGCCAAAAAAUUAUCUUUUGGGAGGGACCAAGUAAAAGACUAGAAAUAAAAAUAACAAUCAUCAUAGUUUGAUGUUUGUUUAGAGUUAUUUAUGAUUAUCAUAUCUAGAGUCUACGAUGUUGUGAUGUUUGUGCGCUUUGUAAUAAUGUUUAGGGCUCUUUUAUUAUCCGACACCAGAUAUCGAAGAGCCUUAGCUGAUUUUAUCUGACUGUGUUUUGUUUGUAAGAUUACUUUUGGCAAAUAAAGUGUUUUCCAAGUUUAUGGCUUGUAAACCAUCA